AUGAAAACAACUCCGAGGUCCUUAGGCUUGGACUUGAAGGGCUCGAAGGCCUUGGUCUCUGGGGGCUCCCGGGGCAUCGGCUCUGCAGCGGCGGAGCUCUUGCUGGCCCUGGGUGCGGAGGUGGCCAUCUGCGCCCGGGGCGCGGACGACCUGGAGGCCACCCGAGCACGGCUGGCUGCUGGUGGCCGCUGCCAUGCGAUCGCAGCGGAUCUCUCCACACAGGAAGGCGUCAGGACGCUGAUCCAGAAGCUUCCUUGGCAGGAACUGGAUAUAUUGGUCAACAACUGCGGCACCAAUAUUCGCAAGAAGGCAGAGGACUACGACCAGGAGGACUUCGAGAAGGUGUUCGGCACCAAUUUUAUGAGCUGCAUGUGGCUCUCGCAAGCUGCGCUUCCCCUGCUUCGAAGGGCAAGCGCGGCAAGCCGCGAGCGACGCCGUGGAGGGGCUGCUGUGGUGAACAUCUCUUCUGUGGCGGGCCGCGGGCACAUACCCACGGGCUUCCCUUACGCUGCCUCCAAGGCGGCAAUGGACCAGAUGACCCGAAACCUGGCGGUAGAGUGGGCACGGUUUGGCAUCCGUGUCAAUGCCGUGGCCCCUGGCCUGAUCCAGACAGAGCUGGUGCAGGGUUCGAGCACGCUGCUUGAAGCCUUCAAGCAGAGGAAGCCAUUGAAACGUUUGGGAGAAGUGGUGGACGUCGCUCGCCCCAUUGCAUUCCUGGCAAGCGAUGCCGCCUCUUUCAUAACCGGGCAGACGUUGUACGUAGAUGGUGGCUUCACAGCCACCAACUUCAACGAAGUGCCCGGGUAUUGGGAGGACACCAGUGCCUGA
This is a messenger RNA of Symbiodinium natans, 828 nucleotides long. The record is from the annotation of a GenBank genome assembly. NCBI's taxonomy places the organism in Eukaryota, Dinophyceae, Suessiales, Symbiodiniaceae.